AUGAAGCUCUUCCAAUUAGGCGCACUCUUCUACUUUGUCACUCUUGCCCUAUCAGCACCACCCUCCCAGCCUAUCAGCGAUGUAGCCGUCCGCGAUGCUUCGCCCUUGGACUCAUACCACGCCCUCGAGAAGCGCAAGGGUGGUGGUGGUGGUAAAGGAGGAGGCGGUGGCAGUAGCAGCGGUGGCAAAGGCGGAUCCAGUGGCAGUGGUUCACGAUCACCAUCAUCAUACUCCUUCUCUUCCACCUCCAAUGCUGGCGGCCGCACGAAGGACGGCUCAGGCACACCCAAGUCCUAUGGCAAUCAGUACACCGGCGGCGCGGUCGUGCCAUAUACUGCUGGCGCGAGAUCUCCGAGCAGAUCAAUUGCGCCGUACGCCCUGCCCAUCACGGCACUCGCAUUCUUCCCUGGUCUGUGGCUUUACGGUAGCGUCUAUGCGUACCCUUACGGCUUGGGAUACUCUUGGAACGACCAUGGGCGAAACCGCACGAGCAACGUCACUUGUGUGUGCCAGCAGUAUCAAGUAUGUGGGUGCGAUCCGACGGAUAAUAGCACGUUCUUGAACGAUGUCGUGGCGAAUGGGACGGGUGCCGCGCCUGUGAAUUCGAGUCUGGUGCGGACUGUGGACUAUGGCAACGGAAGUGUCGAUACGUAUAUCAAUGGGUCGUUGGCGAACGGGACUACUGCGAAUGGUGGCACGGAUCCAUCGAAUACUAGUGAGAUUCCUAGUGCUGGUAUGAGGCUGGCGAUGAAUUAUGGAGGAUACUGGAUCAUGAUUGCUACGGUCGCGACGGGUAUGUGGAUGGCGGCGUGA
Messenger RNA from Exophiala viscosa, 813 nucleotides. RefSeq lists its product as uncharacterized. Lineage: Eukaryota; Fungi; Ascomycota; Eurotiomycetes; Chaetothyriales; Herpotrichiellaceae. The coding region runs from base 1 to 813 and encodes 270 amino acids. The record is from RefSeq and is a predicted model, not a curated record. The transcript has a single exon.